This is a messenger RNA of Cottoperca gobio, 1655 nucleotides long. It is a transcript of the gene ino80b, whose product is annotated as INO80 complex subunit B. Bases 238 to 1257 code for a protein of 339 amino acids. Gene Ontology annotation, cellular component: Ino80 complex. The record is from RefSeq and is a predicted model, not a curated record. Gene Ontology annotation, biological process: chromatin remodeling. NCBI's taxonomy places the organism in Eukaryota, Metazoa, Chordata, Actinopteri, Perciformes, Bovichtidae. The transcript is spliced from 6 exons.
UUUGUCUUUCAGAAAACCGGAUACAAGGGCUUCAAGUGACCGGAAAUGACGUAGUUGGUGAACUUCCGUGUUGUUAUCGUAGCCUAGCUAAGCUUAGUCGUGCUAACUAGCUACGUAUGACAACGUUAUGUGGCGUUAUAUAACUAUAAUAUAAUAUAACUUGGAGAUAUCAGCUGCCAUGUAGAGUUGCACACUGGCUGUCCUGUACUUGGUGUUUACAUCCCUGUGGUCGUUUCAAUGGGGAAAAGGAAAGACAUGAUUCACCCCAGGUUUCUCGGUGAAGGCGGCUCUAGCCUGCACAGCGUUCACAAGCGAAAACACAAAAAGCACAAGAAGCACAAGAGGAAGCACCACAGCUUUCCCGAGGCCCCGGAGCCCGAGCCUGUGGUGGUUCCUCGGCCUCCUCCGCAGCUACGACUCAAGAUCAAACUGGGCGGACAGACGCUGGGGACCAAGAGUGUUCCCACCUUCACCGUGCAUCCCGGUGUGGCUUGUCCUCCCUCUCCCUUGAUGAUUAUUAAUAAUGUUCAUGACGAUGAUGAUGACGACGACGACGACGAUGAUGACGACGACGACGAUGAGCCCUCUGUGCCUUUGGAGCAGUAUCGGGCCUGGCUGGAUGAAGACAGUAACCUGGCCACAUCCCCUAUGCCAGACAUAGACUCAGACUCCAUGAUGGUGGUGCCCGUGGACGAGGAGGAGAGGUGGCUGGACGCGCUGGAGAAAGGCGAGCUGGACGACAACGGAGAGCUGAAGAAGGAGGUGGACGAGUCUCUGCUCACAGCCAGACAGAAAGCCCUGUUACACAAGCAGCAGAGCCAGCCUCUCCUGGAGCUCCCCAUGGGUUACAAGGAGAAAGAGAUGACCGUGGAGAUGAUGCAGAAGCGGGAGGAACGAGCCCGAAAGAGACGCCUGCAGGCUGCCAAGAAGGCGGAGGAGAGCAAGAACCAGACAAUAGAGAGACUGACUAAAACCAGCAAGGCCAAGAUCAAAAGCAUGCGAGAGAGGAAGUCCAAGCUGAACCAGAGUCCCAUGGUCCGGUACAGCGACUGCGCCCUGGGCAUGGCCAUCUCCUUUCCCACUGGGGUCUCCGCUCCGGCCCCGACGCCUCCGUGUCCUGCACCAGCAGCCCCGGUGAACUGCGGACUCAGCGGCUGCACCAACCUCAAGAAGUACUCCUGCUCACAGACCGGGGUUCCCCUCUGCAGCCUCGAGUGUUACAAGAGGAACCUGCUGCUCGUUCAGAGCGCGGCCUGAACUCUAAAAUAUUCCAAGUGGACGCAGAUUCUGUUGUUACGCUGGGAUGUGAUGAAGGUGCGCACAGUCCACGCGGUCAUAAACAUUUGAUGGCAUUUGCGCUACACGGAUGCUUGUGAAGGUUUAACUUCACAACUAAGAAUGUGGAGUUACUUUUCAUGUACUUGUCAUAAUAAUGGCUUUCCCUGCAGUUACACAAAUCAAUUAUGUUCAUUAUCAAAUGUUAAGAUCUAAAACGUCUGUAUUAUACAAUAUUUAUGAUUUCCUUUGCAGAAGAUACAUCAAAUUAAUAUUUUUGUAUACGUUUGGAGAAAGUAGAGCAUUAUUUCCACUUGCUCGGACAUGAUGUUGUAGAGACAAAGGUGGUCAAAGAAUAAAAGACUGUAUUAUACAUCUUU